UAUGUAGAACACUGAAUGAGUAGACCUUGGUGAGUUGAGUCAUAGAAGGGUGAAUCUGGUCAUAACAGACGUAAUUUAAUCGACCGAUUUGUAAUCCAAACAAAAAGUCCAAAUUCACUACCUAUUCUAUUGGUGCUCCGACUCUGUACUGAGUGUGCCUUCCUCGACGCUAGCGUCUUUCUUUAUAAGACCCGCUAAGAUCUUGGCGUGUAGGGAUGAGCUCAACAACCGACCGCCUACAGUAAGGUUCUCUUCCAUCCACCACGGAAAACGGACCAAACGGCAACAUCACGGUGCGCGGGGAGUUAUGGCGAAUAAUCUAGAUCCCCGACUGCAGUCGGCAGCUCCUCUCCCUCCUCCAAGCACUCCCUCCAACUUCCGUGCUCCCAAUCCCAUUGCUGCCAACUCCACCAAUUCGCAAUCACCGCAACAGCAGCAGCAAUACCCUCCUCUUCAGGAAGCAUCGCACUAUGCGCCUCAACCUCACCAUCCCCAGCUAACACCGGAGAAUGGACCUGCAACUCCGGCAAGUGGAGGGGGUUCAAAGCGACCGAGAGCAUGCGAGCCGUGUCGACGUAAGUACUUUCCAUCCCAUCCCAUCCCAUCGCCGCGCGCACGCUCAGGCAGAGCUCUGCUAACCGCUCUCUUCCACUAUUCAGAUCUGAAGGUCAAAUGCAUUGCGAGUGCUGUCCCUGGCGGGCCUUGCGAAAGAUGCGCUAAAGCAAACAAACAAUGUCAAACAAACCCACCGAGUCGCAAGCGUCAAAAGAAGACGGACACGCGCGUCGAAGAAUUGGAGAGAACCGUCGCGCAGUUGAAGGCUUCUGCUCAUCAACCCGGCAGUCAAGAUGGAGGCAACGAUGCCGAACCAAAUACGGCAGCCCUUCAUACUGCACAUAACCCAUACCAACAAGUUACCAAUGGCGGCUACAAUCACUCUUUUGCGCCCCCUUCCAAGUCGCAAUCCACGCAACCGGAAUUUGCUGGAUACCCAAAAGUUCCUGAACAAUAUUCGAUAAGUUCACCAUCUGUGGCUCCAAUGGUAGUUGCUGGCCAGAAGAGACGACAUACAGAAUCACGCGAGUCUUCGGGACCGAUUGAUCCAUCGUUAUCGAGUGGCGGCUUCACUAAAUCCUCUCUCGAUAAAUCAGGUGGCCCGCAUCAAUACGGAGGAGUCAGCGAUGCUUCAUCGGCACCGAAGGCUGCCCAAACCCAUGAAUAUGCUGAUGUUGUGGAUAGAAAUCUACUCUCGGCGGAGAAGGCUUCAUUGUUAUUUGACACUUACGUUACGAAGAUGGCACCUCACCUCCCUGCUGUUGUCUUUCCAAAAGGCACCACUGCGGCAGAGAUACGAAAGACCAAGCCAACACUUUUCCUUGCAAUUCUUAGUGCUAGCUCUGGAAUGAUAUUCCCGGAGUUGCAACGCACUUUGACUAAAGAGGUGAUGAGCAUAUAUGCCGAACGCAUCAUCAUGAACGGGGAGAAGACUCUCGAAUUGAUCCAGGCUCUUCAUAUCAGUACGCUGUGGUACUGGCCUCCUGAGCAUUUCGAGGAGCUUAAAUUCUACCAAUUUAUUCACAUUGCAGCAGUUAUGGCAAUUGAUAUCGGCAUGGGCAAGAGAAAUAAGCCAAAAAAGGCCAAAUUUGCUGGUUUAUGGAGAGACAGCCCUUGGAGACGUACACCAUACCCAGACCCUGAAAGCGCCGAAGCAAGAAGGGCGUGGUUGGCAUGUUAUUUCCUGUGUUGCACGGCAUCCAUGGGUCUUCGUCGACCAAAUCUCAUUCGCUGGGGCCCAUUUAUGGUUGAUUGCAUUGAGUUUUUAGAAACCUCUCCUGAAGCAGCCCCCUCUGAUAAAAUUCUCUGCCAGUGGGUCCGAAGCCAGCAUAUUGCAGAAGAUGUGGGCACUCAAUUUUCCAUGGAUGACCCAAUGGCCACUAUUACCAUUGCUGAUUCCAAAGUCCAAUACGCUUUAAAGGGAUUUGAGCGAGAUUUGGAGAAAUGGAGCGAUCAAGUACCGCCCGAGGCUCAAUCAAGUAAGCUUCCCUUUGGAGAAUUAACUACAUAGUCGACCACUAACUUUUUUCGAUAGUCGAUCUUCAAAUGACCCAGCAUGUAGUCAGUCUAUACGCCCAUGAGGUUGCUAUGCAUGUUGAUCAUAAUGUUGAGGAAUUCAAGCCACCAUUCACGGAAGAAACUCUUGCUGGAUUAGGAGAAAGAGAGGUCGAUAAGCUCACCACUGCUCAUAUCGAUGCCCUCUCUACCUGUUUGAUGUCGAUUGAUGGAAUUUUGGAGAGCUUCCUGAAAUUUGAUGUUGAGACUUCCAGAUGUCUUCCUGUUUACAACUUUAUUCGAGUAGCAUACGCCGUUGUAGUUCUCAUCAAAAUGUACUUUGCGGCAGCUACCCCAAACUCGGAGCUAGGUAAGGUCAUCAACAAGGAUCACAUGAAGGUUGAACACUAUUUGGACACCUUGGUCGAUACCUUUCGCAAAUCCGCCGCGGACGACAAAUCAAGGCCAUCUGCCAAAUUCCUGAUGGUGCUUCUCAUGUUAAAAACAUGGUUUCAUCGUCAACGAGAAGGUAAGGCCGUACCUCAUACGGAACCUGGUUCCUCCGCGACCCUUUUGACCGCCGACUCGGCUCCACCACCCACGGAGGAGGCGGAUACGAAAGGUCGUGAUCAGAAUGGCACAGCACAGAAUGGGCAACAGAAUUUCAACCAAGUUAGCAAUCUUCAACUUCUUAGCGAAGUUGCAACCAACAAUUCUCGGGGUGAGUCUCGAGGCGAAAGCGGUGGCGGACAGUAUACAGGCUCGGCAAAUGAUUGGCAACAAAUGCAACAUCAGCAACAACAACAACAGUUUACAGAUUAUGAUUCAAUGAAUCCAAUGUCGGCCCAGCAAAACUAUGGUACGAUGCCUGGAGGCCUUGAUCCUUCCCUUGGCCUGGAGUUAGGUUAUGCCAUGGGUGAUGGUUUCGAGCAAGCGAUCGGAAUGACUCUCGGAGCUGGUGAUGGAAACUACUUUAACGAAAACGCUUUUUUUGGCAAUCUCAUGGGACCGAAUGGAUUUGAUGGCUUCUAAUGUUGGGUAUCAAGUUUCGUCUGUCUCGAUCAUCGACUGCGUCAUCUGUGCACAAUAGGGAUAUGUUUGUAUCAUGGUGGAAGCACAAGUGCAAUGACGUUGAUGAUGCCCUUUACUGGGAGUUUAUUGUUAA
Hymenoscyphus albidus is the source of this 3214-nucleotide messenger RNA. NCBI's taxonomy places the organism in Eukaryota, Fungi, Ascomycota, Leotiomycetes, Helotiales, Helotiaceae. The record is from the annotation of a GenBank genome assembly.